ACAGCACAAGAGGGGAUGGGCAACUCCAAAAAGUCACGUUGGUCUGUUGAAUGGCUCACUUUGAUUUGACCUUUAACCCGAUUCAUUUCAGAGAGACAGAUUUGGAAAAAUAGAUUUACUUUGGUGGUAACUGUGUCUUGUUAAAAUUUCAGCACAUAGCCUAUAUUUUCACCAUCCAGAAAGGGGCCCUUUAAAUCCUAAUCUGAUUAUUUAUUGAUAAAGAGAAUAUCUCCCUGUGGGCAUUUGUUUCUCAAGCCAAGGCUUCCAACCUCUGUGACCCCAUCCCCUUCAUCACCAUUCAUGAAGCAGCCCAAUCACAGCCAGGCUCAGUCAGGACAGGAGGGUGGAGCAUGGCACUGAAACAGGGUGUGGUUCUGAAACUGGCAAGGUCUGUAGUAAAGCCAUGGGGCUUUAAAUUGAGUUGAAUGAGCCAAGCUUCACAGUCAUCACAGCAGAUCAGCCACGUUCACUCACUCCUUUCUGGUUCUCACCGACCGGCAUUUGCAGCUACUGUUGGAUUUUUUUUUGUCUGUAAUUUUUUUUAGAGAAAAAACUUCACCACUGAAGGAGGCAGGAGACUGACACCCACUCACGACUCAGCUCUGUGUGUGCCUGUUGUUUUCACCCGAUCCCUCUCACCUCUGAUCUGCUGGACCCUCUGGACUGGUCCGGGUCCUCUCUGAACUGCUGAAGACUUGUUUUUAGAAAUUUGACUGAGCAAAAGGCAAGCCGUCACCAUGCUCCGGGAAGCCUUUUCAAGCGUGACAAAACUCCAUGGUUACAUAAUAUCCAGAAUUGAUACCAGAGUGAAGGAUUACCCUCUGAUGCAGAGCCCGUUGCAGAUGACCAGCAUCCUCCUGGCCUAUGUCGUUUUCUCUGUGUACAUCGGCCCACGCAUGAUGGCCAACCGCAAGCCGUUCGGCCUCAACCGAGCCAUGAUCAUCUACAACCUCAGCAUGGUUUUGCUGAAUGCCUACAUAGUGUAUGAGUUCAUGAUGUCUGGAUGGGCCACCACCUUCACAUGGAAAUGUGAUCUUAUUGAUGUCACCACCAGCCCACAAGCUCUCAGGAUGAUCCGAGUCGCUUGGCUGUUUUACUUUUCAAAGUUUGUGGAACUCUUCGACACAGUAUUCUUUGUGCUGAGAAAAAAGCAAACCCAGAUUACGUUCCUCCACGUCUUCCAUCACUCCUUCAUGCCCUGGUCUUGGUGGUGGGGUGUUGCGCUGACGCCUGCUGGAGGAAUGGGAUCGUUCCAUGCUAUGGUGAAUUCAACGGUCCAUGUCAUCAUGUACACCUACUACGGACUCUCUGCUGCAGGGCCUCGCUUUCAGAAGUAUCUGUGGUGGAAGAAGCACAUGACAGCCAUCCAGCUGACCCAGUUUAUUCUGAUCUCUAUUCACAUUAGCCAGUAUUACUUCAUGGAGAAGUGCGACUAUCAGAUGCCACUGUGGAUCCAUCUGAUCUGGAUGUACGGGAUCUUCUUCUUCCUCCUCUUCUCCAACUUCUGGGUGCAGGCUUACAUAAAGGGCAACCGUCUUCCAGUUGCAGACCACAAGCCGAACCAGAACGGCUCCACCAACGGACACAUUGUGAUGAAUGGCAAACCCCAUACAAAUGGGCAUGCUCACCCCUGUGAAAAUGGAAAUAUAGUCAUGGGGAAAGUGAAGAAAAUUUAAAUGACUCUGGUGGGCAGGGGAGGCAUAGACCGUUUGUAGAUAUUAGCACCUCAAAUAUGCCACAUAUCUAUAUUUAGUAGCAUAUUUGAAUACAAGAGUUCAAUAUGCUACCUCUAUACUAUGUAAUUUGUAUAUAGUCUAAUUUUAUUAAAUGUUUACCCCUGUGGGAUAUGAUUGGCAGACUGUUUUUGCCACUGAUCUCUGAAUGCAACACCUUGUAAGUUGUUGCAGAAGCUGUUUACUGUGAUGAACACUGAAUAGGAAAUUGGUGCUCAUUUUGUCACUGAUAGUAUUCUUUAACUCAGGCUUGACCUGCAGCACUGUUCGGCUAACGUGGCCUUUUGUUGCUUGGGAGUAUGGCAAUGUUUCCACUAAACACGUGUAAAUAUUACCAUGACCUUUAUGCAAAAGUGUUUCAUUGUAAAUGUCAUAUAUUUAGUUUUUUCUCCUUUUUUUAUUUAUCUUUUGAAAUAAAACAAUAUUUAGAUAAAGGUCUGUUUCAUUUAGAAAGCAGUGGUUAUGUGCACUCAGUGAGCAACAGGCCACAUCUCUUUUUUUAUGAAGAACCAUGAAAAUAUUAUACUGUAUAUUACAGUAUUGAUGCUUUUUUUGCCUUUUAAUACUGACACAUACAUUGUUAUACAUGUCCUUCCAUAGACUUUUUUGAGACCGUGUAUUGAUCGAUCUCUUGACACACAGGGCAUGACAUCAAUUAAGUCUUUUUAGGCUUUAAUGAUUAGUGCAAACAGCUGUAAAAAUUUACCUACUAAUGUUUGUGUUUAUUUUUAUUUUCAUUGCAGCUGUUACUUGUCAUAAAAAUACAAAGUUCUACAUCUAACCUUUUGACUUAAAUGGAAAUAAAAUAUCCCAAAAGUGGGAAAAAGUC
This is a messenger RNA of Xiphophorus couchianus (Monterrey platyfish), 2562 nucleotides long. It is a transcript of the gene elovl1a, whose product is annotated as ELOVL fatty acid elongase 1a. Gene Ontology annotation, biological process: very long-chain fatty acid biosynthetic process; fatty acid elongation, monounsaturated fatty acid; sphingolipid biosynthetic process. The transcript is spliced from 8 exons. Gene Ontology annotation, molecular function: fatty acid elongase activity. Gene Ontology annotation, cellular component: endoplasmic reticulum membrane; endoplasmic reticulum. Bases 738 to 1676 code for a protein of 312 amino acids. The record is from RefSeq and is a predicted model, not a curated record. NCBI's taxonomy places the organism in Eukaryota, Metazoa, Chordata, Actinopteri, Cyprinodontiformes, Poeciliidae.